Messenger RNA from Thyridium curvatum, 393 nucleotides. RefSeq lists its product as uncharacterized. Lineage: Eukaryota; Fungi; Ascomycota; Sordariomycetes; Thyridiales; Thyridiaceae. Bases 1 to 393 code for a protein of 130 amino acids. The transcript has a single exon. The record is from RefSeq and is a predicted model, not a curated record.
AUGACACGGCACGAGAAGCGAGCGAAGAACUUCUCGUACAGCUGCGGCGAAACAGUGAGCAGCACGCAAGCCAUAUACAUGCACAAGGAUUCUGGUCAUUCCCUUACUCUGAUAUCUGCCGUGGGCACGCCUCCUGAGCCGGCAGGGGAGGACGGCGCGGUUGUUGAUGCUAUCGAUCAUCGCGACGGUUCCGGCAGUGAUCGCGGUCCUACCCGCGAGGUCGACGACAAGCGCCACAAUGAUCAACCCGCAGCAUCGCAACACCACCAAUAUACCGCCGUUUCGGGCAUGGACGGUGCACUGAUGCCAAAAUCGACUGCGUCAUCGCCUCGUACAAGGCCGUCGCCCAGCAAACACUCGACCAAAGCUGAGCCCUCUUUACCAACCUCCUGA